Messenger RNA from Sphaerodactylus townsendi, 3251 nucleotides. Its product is annotated as scaffold attachment factor B1-like. Gene Ontology annotation, cellular component: nucleus. The transcript has 21 exons. The record is from RefSeq and is a predicted model, not a curated record. Gene Ontology annotation, molecular function: sequence-specific DNA binding; RNA binding. Lineage: Eukaryota; Metazoa; Chordata; Lepidosauria; Squamata; Sphaerodactylidae. Gene Ontology annotation, biological process: regulation of mRNA processing; regulation of transcription by RNA polymerase II.
AGCUUCCCGCAUGCGCACAGAAGCGGUGACCGCCAUUUUGCGCGCAGCUUCAAUCCGUCUUUCUGACUUAAAAAAAAAAACCAAGCCAAAAGAGAACGGCGUUCGCUUCCGAUGGCGUCAGAGAACGAAGCCGGACUCGUCGGAGAGGCGACUAUGCCCCUCAGCGGUGGCGGCACAUCGGAGAGCCCCGGUGGUGGCGGCCUCGGGGGGAUGACGACGGUGCGGCGCCUCACCGACCUGCGAGUGAUCGACUUGAGAGCAGAACUGAAGCGCCGCAGCCUAGAUACCGGCGGGAAUAAAAGCGUCCUCCUCGAGCGGCUUCGAACGGCUAUUGAGGAGGAAGGGGGAGAUCCUGAUGAGAUUCCAGUGGUGUCUGAAACAACCAACAGGAAGACUUCCAAAAGAAAUAGUAAAGGACGCAGGCCAGAGGAAGAGGGUGUUGAAGACAAUGGCCUUGAGGAAGAUUUUGGAGAUGGACAGGAGGAUGUUGAAGCAAAUUUGGAUAACUUGCAGGAUAUUGACAUGACGGAUGUUAGUGUGUUAGACAAAGCUGAAAUAGAUAACAGCAGCGCGGUAGACUGCCGAGCGGCCGACAGUGCCGCUAGUGGGCUUGACUCCCUCUCUGGCAGUCAAGGAAAUGCUGGGGCAGGAAGGAGAGAACUUCCACCGCAACUUGCGGGAUGUCCUGCAGGUGACAUGGAGGUACUUCCGCAGUUGCCGGGCAUUAAAGAAGACCCGAGAGAAAUACCAGUAGCCAUGGUUGAAGGUGAAGACACUGGAAGUGCCAUGGAGCUGACGGCCUCUGAUUUAAUCAUUAAAAAGGAACUGGAAGAGUUUCCUCUGGAAUCAGAAAAAUGCUCGACUAUUUUGGGUGACACUUGUAAAUCUGGAGCCCCCUUAAAGAAGCUACACUUCCUCGGCCGAGCAGGCACAAGAAGCGGAAAACCUGUUGGCGGGCAAAAGGCAGCCGAGGAAGAGGAAGACGCGCCAGCCGCCGUGGCGCCACUCUGUCGGAAGAAGGACUCUUAGGAUACGGAGAGCUUCCUCAGCCCAGCUCCGCAUGGCAGGAAGCAGGAGGAGGCGGAGGCAAAGCACUUAGUGGUAGCGGCAGGGGAGACGAGCGAGCAGACAGGAGAGGAAGCCCAUCUGGACUCGGACUGUGUAGCGGUAGAGAGCAGGAGUGGUGGUGGAGGAGGAGGAGGAGGAGAUGAGAGUAGCAAAACAGCAGCCCAAAGUCUGGAAGCCAGUAGUGAGGCAAGUGCGGCCGGCCAAGAGGCCGCGAAGACGGAAGAGAAAUCUCAGUGUGAGGAAGACUCCUCCUCUGCCACUAGAGAGGCCUCUGCCCCAGAGGGUGGUGAUCAGAACACGAGUUUGAACGAGGAUCCAGAGGCUAAAGGUACUUCGAAGGAUGAGAAGGCCCGGUCGAGCAGUAGUUCUGGAAGAAAUCUGUGGGUUAGUGGGCUUUCCUCUGCGACCAGAGCUACAGAUCUGAAGAACCUGUUCAGCAAAUAUGGAAAGGUGGUGGGUGCAAAAGUGGUGACCAACGCCCGCAGCCCUGGGGCUCGCUAAGUUACUGGCAACUUUGUCACCAUGUCCUCAUCUGAGGAAGCGACCAAGUGCAUCAGCCACCUCCACAGAACAGAGCUGCAUGGGAAAAUGAUCUCUGUGGAAAAAGCCAAAAAUGAACCUGCUGGGAAAAAGACUUCCUUGGACAAGAAAGAAAGCGAAACAAAGAAAGAAAAGGAGAGGCACCAUUCUACGGACGCCAGAUCAGAAAAGCCUCCUGGGGUUAAAAAAGAAGAGAAAGCAGACAAAAAGGACGAUGCGAGUAAGUUGGAAGACAAAGAUGGUGGAGAAGAAAAAGAAACCGCGGAGAACCAGGCGGACUCUGCAGACCCUGCAACCUCUGUUACAUCAGCCACUCAGGGAACCGAGCGGACGGUGGUUAUGGACCAGUCUAAAGGAGAGCCAGUUAUCAGCGUGAAAACCACAACCACGUCAAAAGAGCGAAGCACGAAAAGCCAAGACCGCAAGUCAGAGAGCAAAGAGAAGCAAGAUAUCCUGUCUUUCGAUAAAAUCAAAGAGCAGAGAGAAAGGGAGCGACAGAGGCAGCGGGAGCGAGAGAUCAGAGAGACGGAACGCCGUAGCAGGGAGCGUGAACGGCGGGACCGAGAGCAAAGGGUCCAGACUGUCCGGGAGCGGGAUGAGAGGCAGCGGCUCCAGCGAGAACGGGAGCGCCUGGAGUUCCAGAGGCAGCGCUUAGAUCGGGAGCGGAUGGAAAGAGAGCGCCUGGAACGGGAGCGCAUGCACAUUGAGCAGGAGAGGCGGCGGGAGCAGGAGCGCAUCCAGCGCGAGAGGGAGGAGCUGCGGCGGCAGCAGGAGCAGCUGCGCUACGAGCAGGAGAGGCGCUCGGCCCUGCGGCGGCCCUACAAUCCCGAUGGGAGGCGUGACGAUUCGUACUGGCCUGAGACGAAGCGGAUGGCUAUGGAGGACCGAUACCACUCCGACUUUAGAAGGCAAGAUCGUUUCCACGGGUUUGACCACAGAGACCGUGGCCGAUACCAAGACCAUGCUGUGGACAGGAGAGAAGGUUCAAGAGGACCUCCCGAUCGAUUUGGACAGCACUAUCCCAAUGACCGGCACGGAGGGCCUGACCACCACUCGCGAGACUCACGGGAGAGCUGGGGAGGCUACGGGACUGAACGAAGGUUGAGCGAAGGGCGACCUCCACCAUCCAGUGAUGGACGCGACUGGGGAGAUCACGGGCGCAAGCUUGAGGGCCAUCAGGACCGAUCCUGGCAGGAUGGAGAGAUGAUGGAACAUGACCACAAGAGGUGGCAAGGUGGGGAGCGGGGCAUCCCUGAUCCAGCAGGGCCUGAUCACGUGAUGAGCAGGGGAGGAAUGUCUGGGCGUAGUGGGUUUGUGCAAGGCGGAGACCAGAAUGCAUCGGUACCAGGCGCCGGCAUACAAGGAACCUUUAUGGACCAGGACAGGCCAAACCGACCCAACGAUACUCAUUUCGCCCGGCGAUAUUGAAGAUCCUUCUCCCGUUUAAUGCAAGAACUUCAUAACCAGGGUCACCUCCUUGGACUCUUUGUCACGGAAAGAGUUGAACCACAGCACCCUUAUUGUAACUUGCAGAUGACGUGAACUCAGAUCUUCCCCACCAUAUGUUCUUAUUUGGAUACCAUUUGUUUGUUUCAGAGGAAGCAUUCCUUUUUCCAUAAAUAAUAAAUCUAUAUUGUACUGCU